AUAAACGAUGCUCAUUAUAGCUAUAAUCAGCUAGUUUUAGGUGAUGAAUCUGAAAUAGAAGGUGACUCAACACCAUUAGAGACAAGUGGUGUUUUCUACUACCUAACUCUUGAGUGGAUCAGCAUAGAUCAGAAAAGGCUUGACAUUGACCCUAGUAUCUUCAAAAGAACCGAUCGGCGUUUAUCGGGAAUUGUGAUAGAUUCUGGAACAGCUCUUACCUGGCUUGCCGAGGAUGCGUAUAAGCUAUUUCGAGAUGACGUUAAAAGGUUCUUGGAUCCAGUCUUGACACGGUAUUGGCAAGGCAAUGAUUUGUGCUAUAACGGGAAGGUUGGUAGAGAUCUUGUUGGGUUUCCUGCUGUAACAUUUCAUUUUGCUGGAGAUGUUGACUUGGUGUUGGAGAAGGAGAGCAUGUUUUAUCAGUUCUCAGCUUCACCAUAUCCAGAUGUGCUUUGCAUGGCUGUAAGACCUUCCACUGAAAAUGGUAUGGCUCACACGAAUUUCAGCAUAAUUGGCUUAAUGGCUCAGCAGUACUAUAAUAAUGUAGCUUAUGAUCUUGAUAACCGUAAAUUAUAUUUUCAGAAAAUUGACUGUGAACUUCUUGAUGAUUUUACCGACCCAUCUUGAUCAUAUUGUCCCGAAGGUCAAUAGUGAAUAAAGUAUCCACUUUCUUAGUCACA
This is a messenger RNA of Carica papaya (papaya), 677 nucleotides long. Lineage: Eukaryota; Viridiplantae; Streptophyta; Magnoliopsida; Brassicales; Caricaceae. The record is from RefSeq and is a predicted model, not a curated record.